CUCAUCACUGGAAGAAGUGGAAGCUGCAAUGUCAAGCAAAGCUAAAAGCCUUUCUCUACCAAAACCAAAAAUCUCUAUCCCCCACCCACCCCCACAAAAGCAGAGCAAGCAAGAAAAAAGUGCCAAAGGAACAAUUGUUGCUCACAUCAUCAUCAUCACCCUUUUUGAUUUUCUUCCUCCUCUCCUCCUCCUUCAGUCCCACCCCCAACCACUACCAAACUUUCACAAAGCUCCCAAAAUUCCUCUGGUUUCUCUUUGCCAAUCUCACCCAAAAGUUGAGAAUUUUGGAAUACCCAGAAGCAAAUCUGUUGAAAGAUUGAAUUGAUUGACAUGGAUUCGUUCAAUCAGACAACUGGGUUUCGUUACAAUCCGAAUUCACGCACUGAGGGUGAUUCUGAGUUUUCUGGGAUUCUUGAAAUCUAUGUUCACCAUGCUAGGAACAUUCACAACAUAUGUAUCUAUGACAACCAAGAUGUGUAUGCAAAAUUCUCUCUCACCUACAACCCAGAUGAGACUUUCUCGACUAGGAUCAUCAAUGGUGGUGGCAAAAACCCCGAUUUCAAUGAGAAUUUGGUGAUCAAAGUCGCCCAAUUUGAUGCCGUUCUCAAAUGUGAGAUUUGGAUGCUUAGCAGAGCUAAGAAUUUGAUGGAAGAUCAGCUUUUGGGCUUUGCAUUGGUCCCAAUAUCUUCAGUGAUUGGCCAAGGAAAAUUUACCCGAGAUUUUAGUCUAUCUUCCACUGAUUUGUUCCACUGCCCAGCUGGAACUGUGAAAUUGUCUCUUUCUUUGAAUACAAAUGUGUCAAUGAAUUCAUUCUCUGAUUCUGUCACCAAUUCCUCUAUAACUUCAGAGGUUGUGUUGUUGGAUAGGAAGAUUUCAGAGGUUAUUUUGGAGCCAAUUGAGUAUACGAGGAUCGAAUUCCCCGAUGUCAAUGUAGUUAGAGAGAAUCAACAGAUGGUUUCUCAGUAUUUUGACAUAGCACGACACGGGUCUGUUUCAAGGCAAGGGUUGGUUGGACCUGGUUCAUUUCUUCAUCUCGGAGCUUCUCAUCAGCCAGUCGACGACUAUGAAAUGGCUGCGAAUUCAUCUGAGGACAACCGUGGCGGAUCUGUAUCUCCGAAUGGAAGUAUUCAGAAUUCUGGGUUUUUUAGUUCAACCAUGACAAGCCUCAGUGAUGAUAGAAACUCAGCUGAUUCCAUGGAGAAAAAGAAUCAGUUGGCUGGCGAGUUAUCGAACUCGCCUAACGCAUCGUUCACUACUGAAGCUAAUCAAAGCCCGAGUGUUAGUCCGGACACUCCAACUUCAAAGAAGGGAAGUGAAAUGAGAGAUGAGAAAGAGCCGAAUUUUUCGGGGAAGGAAGAGGAGAGCAAGAAAGAAGGGAAUAUCGGUUCUGCAAAAUUCGGUCAAGUGUUUCCAGCUCCACUUGGAAACAUCAAUCUUGAAGCCGAGCAAUCCGCGAUGCAGCAACAGAUAGUUGACAUGUACAUGAGGAGUAUGCAACAGUUCACUGAGUCUUUGGCAAAAAUGAAGCUCCCAAUGGAUCUUGAUAACCCGGUGGUUGAAGACCACGGCGACGUGAUUCAAAACAGCAAGAACAAUUUAGAAGUUGAGAAGAACAAAAAGGACGGUUCACGUGUGUUUUAUGGUAGCCGGGCUUUCUUCUGAAUAUGUUCACUUGUUGAGUGCCUACCAAUUUUAUGUAAGAGGUUGUUAGCUGCAUCAGAUGGUUUAAUUUAUCAAGGCUUGGGUUUAUUUCAUCUCCAUAAGUGGUAACAAACACUUCAAUUCCUUUUAGCCUUGUUUAACCCCUUUCUUGUGAAAUAUUAAGAUCAUAAUUCACUUGUAUUCUCUCUCUGUUUUGUUAACUUCCAUCACUACAUAUUUAUUCCUUACAUUGUUCUAGUUUUGUAUUUGUUUGUUCUGUUGUUCGGCCUUGUAAGAAAAUUGAUUGGGUGGUUCCUAAUCCUUGUUUUAACCUUGGGCUCAAAAUUUGAUACUA
Molecule: messenger RNA, 1996 nt
Organism: Camellia sinensis
Lineage: Eukaryota; Viridiplantae; Streptophyta; Magnoliopsida; Ericales; Theaceae
Source: RefSeq, a predicted model, not a curated record